Molecule: messenger RNA, 999 nt
Organism: Penicillium samsonianum
Lineage: Eukaryota; Fungi; Ascomycota; Eurotiomycetes; Eurotiales; Aspergillaceae
Exons: 2
Coding region: 1-999 (332 amino acids)
Source: RefSeq, a predicted model, not a curated record
AUGGAGCUUUCCGCACGACACCCUCACUCAGUUCCUCUGGGUACAAAAGACCUAGGUCCAAUCUCCAUUUUGGCUCCAUUUUCGGCCUUGAUCAUCUCUGUCGUGUUGGUUGUAUUUUUCUUUGUUCGAUUCUACGUCCUCGAGGGAUUUCUCAUCCGUCGUCUAUAUGGCCCCAUCUAUACAGAGAUGAGUGAGUUAAACCGUCGUGGCUUCAUCAAUCACCACAUCGCUGGUGUCACCAAAGUGAUCAUUUUGAUUGUUGCCGCGUACCCGUUUGUCAGUGUCGCUUUCUGCAAUGGACCAACAUUUAGCACGCCUUUCGUUAAGGGGUCAAUAGUGACACUGGGGGACAUGCUGAUUGUUGUGGCUCAAAUGUUGAUUGGGAUAUACAUCUUCGAGCUGAUCUACCGCAUGAAGUUGUCACCCGUGGCUGUGAUGCACCACGUUGGGACAAUCUUCAUUGGGCAAGCGGCGAUCGCAAUCAGUCUGCGACCGUUACGCGAACCCGACGCGUAUGUCGAGUUCGUCCUCUGUACUGUCUGGGGCGCAUUCGAUGCCGUUUUCGAGUUAUUCCCCCACGCCGCUAUUAUUCUGUAUCGAAUCUUCCCCGAUCGGCACGAGCUCCUCAGCAAGGUCUUCCUCUUCUCCUGUUUCACGACCGCAUUGGGGACAGUCACCGAGACUAUUGUUACGAUGUGGCUGUUUGCAAGCACGUGGGACCGGUGGCGGCUUGCCUUCAAGAUUGUCACGCCCAUCCUGCAUCUGGCGUUCGCCACAGCCCAGGUCCAUGGCAGUCUUGUCUUCUGGCGGAUGUAUCUCCGACAAAAGCGCUUGCAGAGGGAGGCUGACGAGGAAGCCAAGUAUGUCUAUGACGGGGGUGAUGGCUCGGUAAACGAUCUUCAAUCCCUGAGCCAGAGUGGCCAGGGGGAGGUCGGCUUUGGCUUGGUCAACGUGGGGUCGGCUGUCCCACUUGUUGAUACUGUUGGGAAGGCACGUUAG